Messenger RNA from Colletotrichum karsti, 246 nucleotides. RefSeq lists its product as uncharacterized. Lineage: Eukaryota; Fungi; Ascomycota; Sordariomycetes; Glomerellales; Glomerellaceae. The transcript has a single exon. The record is from RefSeq and is a predicted model, not a curated record. Bases 1 to 246 code for a protein of 81 amino acids.
AUGCAGUUCUCCAACAUCAUUGUCCUCGCCAUGGCCGCUGUGGCUUCCGCUGCUACUACCUACGAGACCGCCAACUACCUCUCUGUCUGCCAACAGGGCAACACUCUCUUCUGCACCGGCAACGUGAACGUCUGCCAACGUGGCAAGACCGACACCUUCGAUGCCAAGGCCACCAAAGCCAACGAGGACGCUUGCAAGGGUCUCGAGCGAGGUGCUAGCUGCACCCAGACGGUGGGAUGCGUUUGA